Molecule: messenger RNA, 1851 nt
Organism: Cyphellophora attinorum
Lineage: Eukaryota; Fungi; Ascomycota; Eurotiomycetes; Chaetothyriales; Cyphellophoraceae
Product: Crossover junction endonuclease eme1
Exons: 1
Coding region: 1-1851 (616 amino acids)
Biological process (GO): replication fork processing; resolution of meiotic recombination intermediates; double-strand break repair
Cellular component (GO): nucleus; Holliday junction resolvase complex
Molecular function (GO): nuclease activity; DNA binding
Source: RefSeq, a predicted model, not a curated record
AUGGAGAUCAUCUGUAUAGAUUCGUCUCCACCCGUGAGCCCAUACAGAACUGCCAAAGUGGUAGAACGUUUGCGCACGUCCCCGCGCAGAAGACCUGGCCCCUCGAUCUACUCUGUAGACGACUUUGACUCAACCGGAGACCUCGAACCCCAGCAAGAACGACCAACGAAGCGACGAAGAUCCAGCUCGCCAAGAAGUUCAGCCCGAAAAACAGUCGACGAAUUCGACCAUGUAUUUGACUUGCCGGCUGGGUGGGAUGCACCAUCCUCGUCUGCUCCUGCGAGGUCCGACACUAGGAAGACGCGCAAACAACGUCCAGCAGAUAUUGAUGACAUCGAGUUCACAUCGUCCGCCCCACAGCCUGGCACAAGCCGCCCAGAACGCAAUGAGCACGUUCAUAUUCUGUCCUCGGACAGCAUCACAGCGGAUGAUAUCCGUCCCUCACAAUCGAACUAUUCGAAUCUUGUAGACAAAGUGCUUGGAUAUACAUCUGUUGACAGAGAUGUGGGCGUUCUCAACAAGAACCGCAAGGGCUUACACCCUUCCGAACCACCGGAGAACAAGGAACGGGAUGCCGCUGACAUUAUAGAAUUCUCCUCCCAGGCUCACCCAGCAUCCGGAAACCAGCAGGCAGGCCCCAGUGCUCGACAUCGAGCUGACACUGCCGACAAGGAGGCCCAGAAAGCAGCUAAGGAGGCCGAAAAAGAAGCAGAGAAGCGCCGGAAAAGGGAAGCAAGGGCGGAAGUUGAAAAAGAAAAGCAGAAGGCCAAGGAUCUUGCUGAAGUGAACAAAGCAAAGACGAAUAAGAAAGAAACCUCUAAGGAGAUGAUCCUAAUAAUGCCUGGCGAGACCCAGGGCUUGAGUCUGGGCAACCAGGUCACCGAGUACAUGCGACAGCACGACGUGCAGAUCAAGUUUGCAGACGAAGAAGUGACACUCGAUAACGUCGAGCCAUGGUUACAUGCCGGAAAGGUCGUACAGUGGAAACGAAAGGUGCAAGCGACGUAUAAUGAGGAUGAAGGUCAGUGGAUGCCUACAGGCCGAUCAAGGACCGAAGACGAGUCUCAUAUUGCUAUGCUGUUGAGUGGUUUGGAGUUCGCGCAGAUUGGGAUGGGCAACGAAGAGGGCGACGAGAUCGCUUUAUCAGUCAUGAAGAAGCAUUUCGACCAACACGUUGCCGGCCUGCGUUUCAGAUAUCCGGGCAGAAGGCUCAUCUAUAUCAUCCAGGGCCUUUACGCGUGGCUCAAAAGGAAUGAGAAUACGAAGAACCGAGAAUACGUUGCGGCAGUGCGGGCAGAGGUAGUCGAUCAGCCACCGUCACAGCCUAAGAAGCGCAAGACAGCGAAACCGGCGCAGCAAUUUCGUGCCAUCACCAACGACGUAGUUGAAGAUAUUCAGCUGUAUCUUCAGGUUCAGCACCAGCCGCUCGUCAUACAUCACACGACAUCAGACGCAGCGACGGCAUCGCAGAUUCUCGCCUUCACACAAAGCCUCUCUUCUCGACCAUAUCGCGUUGUUGAGCUAGAGCACAACCUGAAAUCAGCAUCUUUCUACAUGGGAGCUGGUCAAUUCAAGGGCGGAGAUGACGCCCAGGAGACAUUCGUGCGUAUGCUGGAGGAGCAGCAGCGCGUCACACCCAGCAUCGCGCAGAGCAUUGUCUUCAAGUACAGCUCGCCACGCGAAUUGGUGGAAGCUUUUCGCCAGAACGACAACAUGCUUCUGGAGAAUAUGCGCAAGAGUACGAACAAAGAUGGCGGAUUCAGCGACAAGCGCAUCGGUCCCGUCAUCAGCAAGCGGAUGCACAAAGUAUUUCUUGGUCGGGACCCAGAGGCUACGAGUGGCAUGUCGUGA